This is a messenger RNA of Chrysochloris asiatica (Cape golden mole), 1570 nucleotides long. RefSeq names its product tripartite motif containing 54 (gene TRIM54). The transcript has 9 exons. Bases 326 to 1570 code for a protein of 414 amino acids. The record is from RefSeq and is a predicted model, not a curated record. NCBI's taxonomy places the organism in Eukaryota, Metazoa, Chordata, Mammalia, Afrosoricida, Chrysochloridae. Gene Ontology annotation, molecular function: zinc ion binding.
AAACAGUGCUGCCCAGGGAGUGAACAAGAGUCAUUUGGAGGAACAAAAGGAGACUUUUCCAGGGACAGAGGGAGUGAUAGAUAAAGCUAAUUGUGCCUGGCUAAGGCACAGAGCAGAGAAUAGAGCAAGAUAGAAGUGCCUGGAGAAAGCUAUCUAAGGACGAGGCAAAUUGUUAGAGGAAGGGACAGGAGAGCUAUUUCAAGAGUGAGCAACAGAAGGAACCAUAAGAGUCCACAGACUUUCUAAAGUAAACGAGGAAGGGUCUAGAGGCAGUGAGAGAAGGCCAGGACCAGGGCCAGGGCAGGCACGAGCAAGGGCUGAGGGGAUGAACUUCACAGUGGGUUUCAAGCCGCUGCUAGGGGAUGCACACAGCAUGGACAACCUGGAGAAGCAGCUCAUCUGCCCCAUCUGCCUGGAGAUGUUCUCCAAACCGGUGGUGAUCCUGCCCUGCCAACACAAUCUGUGCCGCAAGUGUGCCAACGACGUCUUUCAGGCUUCGAACCCUCUGUGGCAAUCCCGAGGCUCCACCACUGUGUCUUCAGGAGGCCGUUUUCGCUGCCCAUCUUGCAGGCAUGAGGUUGUCCUUGACCGACAUGGUGUCUAUGGCUUGCAGCGAAACCUGCUUGUGGAGAACAUUAUCGAUAUUUACAAGCAGGAAUCAUCCAGACCACUGAACUCUAAGGCUGAGCAGCACCUCAUGUGUGAGGAGCAUGAAGAUGAGAAGAUCAACAUCUACUGCUUGAGCUGUGAAGUGCCUACCUGCUCUCUCUGCAAGGUCUUCGGUGCCCACAAGGACUGUGAGGUGGCCCCACUGCCCACCAUUUACAAACGCCAGAAGAGUGAGCUCAGUGAUGGCAUCGCGAUGCUGGUGGCAGGCAACGACCGGGUGCAAGCAGUGAUCACACAAAUGGAGGAGGUGUGCCAGACCAUUGAGGACAACAGUCGAAGGCAGAAGCAAUUGCUAAACCAGAGGUUUGAGACCCUGUGUGCAGUGCUGGAAGAGCGCAAAGGCGAGCUGCUGCAGGCCCUGGCCCGGGCUCAGGAGGAGAAGCUACAGCGUGUCCGUGGCCUCAUCCGCCAGUAUGGAGACCACCUGGAGGUCUCCUCUAAGCUCGUGGAAACCGCUAUCCAAUCCAUGGAGGAGCCGCAGAUGGCGCUCUACCUCCAGCAGGCCAAGGAGCUGAUAAAUAAGGUCGGGACAAUGUCGAAGGUGGAGCUGGCAGGACGGCCUGAGCCAGGCUAUGAGAGCAUGGAGCAAUUCACCGUAAGCGUGGAGCACGUGGCCGAAAUGUUGAGGACCAUCGACUUCCAACCCGGCGCUUCCGGGGAGGAAGAGGAUGAGGAGGUAGUUUUGGACGGGGAAGAGGGCAGCGCUGGGCCGGGGGAAGAGCGGCUGGACGGGACGGACAGUAAGUGUGGCCCGAGGGUCUGGGGGCGGGACCUGGCCUGCACUGAUCUGAUCCUGUUGGGAGCCCGCACACCCCACACGGCUGGCACUCGGGUGGCAGAGAAUCUGUGCAGAGACUACGUAGCCACUCAGCUCGCCCCGCCGGGGAAAUGGGCUCAAUAA